Molecule: messenger RNA, 2594 nt
Organism: Antrostomus carolinensis (chuck-will's-widow)
Lineage: Eukaryota; Metazoa; Chordata; Aves; Caprimulgiformes; Caprimulgidae
Gene: TMPRSS15
Product: transmembrane serine protease 15
Exons: 24
Biological process (GO): proteolysis
Cellular component (GO): membrane
Molecular function (GO): serine-type endopeptidase activity; protein binding
Source: RefSeq, a predicted model, not a curated record
AUGAAGCUGAAAAAAUCAUCUGAUAAGAAAUAUGUUCCUCUUAGUUACUAUGAAAUUUUGUUUGCUUCUCUGCUUGCAGUUUUUGUAUGUGUUUGUGUUGGACUGAUUGUACUUUCAUGGUUAUCGGUCCAGGAGUUAGAACGAGCUGAAGCAGAUGGGAAUACUCAUGUCUACAUGGGAACAUUUAGAAUACUCUCUGGGACAUCAUUCAUUUCUUCUUUACAAAACAGAUCUUCAGCUGAUUUCAAAGUCCUUGCCUUUGAUGUUGAACAAUUGAUACAACAAGUCUUUCAAGCAAGUGAUCUGAAAAACAAAUUUGAGAGAUGUGAAAUUUCCCAGUUCAAGAAAGCUGAAGACGACCAUGCAAAAUUCAAGAAGUCAGAGACUGGUGUUGUUGUGAUCUUCAACCUUUAUUUUACCCAGAUGUUAACAGUUGAGAAAGUAAAAACCGAGCUGGUUUUGGGUAUCAGUGCAAAUAAAACUAAUCUUACCCAGACUUUGAAAAUUGAUGUGAACAGCAUACAAGUCACAGUAGCUGCUGAAAAUCUUACUACAAUGAUGCCUCUAACUUCAUCAGCAAAUCCCAUGAGCCUAAUUACAAGCUCCCCGACAUCAACUUCAGGACAACUCACCACAAGGAAGUCCUCAACAACUGCAGCUGAGUGUUUGCCACCUGCUGAACUUUGCGAUGAUGGUGUAACCUGCAUUAGAAAAGAUUUAUUUUGUGAUGGAGUCUUGGACUGCCUGGAUGGUUCAGAUGAAUCUGAAAAAAAAUGUGCUGCAGUUUGUGAUGGAAAAUUUAUGUUGACUGAUUCCUCUGGGUCUUUUCACUCUAUGAAUUAUCCAAAACCCUAUAAUGCAAAUAUUGUUUGCCAAUGGAUUAUACUAGUGCCUCAAGGGUUAUCCAUUAAACUGAACUUCACUUCUUUUGUUACACAACAAUAUGCGGACAAUUUAAAUAUUUUUGAAGGUAUAGGACAAAAAAAGAUUUUAAGAGCAUCUCUGUCAGGGACUAAUCCUGAGACAAUUUACAUUUUUUCACAUGAGGCUACAGCACAAUUUAUAUCCGAUUAUUCUGAAAAUUACAAUGGCUUUAACGCAAUUUACACUACAUUUAAUGCAAGUGAACUAAACAAUUAUGAGAAGAUCAAUUGCACUUUUGAAGAUGGCUUUUGUUACUGGAUACAAGAUUUAGAUGAUGAUUCAAACUGGGAGAGAAUUCAGGGCCCUACCUUUCCCUUUAUGAGUGGUCCUGAUUUUGAUCAUACAUUUGGCAACGUGUCAGGAUUUUAUAUUUCAACACCCAUAGGACUUGGAUUUGGAGAAGAGAGGGUCCGGAUUCUGAGUUUGCCUUUGAUCUCUUCUGAUCCAUCUUGUUUAAGCUUUUGGUAUUUCAUGUACAGUACUAAUGUGUACCGUUUAAGAGUUAGUGUAAGUAAUGAGCAUGGUUUGGAAAAAAUCAUUUUCCAGAAAGAAGGAAAUUAUGGAAACUACUGGAAUUAUGGACAAGUAACUUUAAAUGAAACAUCUCAUUUUAAGGUUAUUUUUGAUGCCUUUAAAAAGCGUGGUCCCAGUGACAUUGCCUUGGAUGACAUUGGCUUGAUAAAGGGAAAGUGUAAUGAAAGUAUUUAUGUAGAGCCAACUGUUAUUCCACCUGUUACUACUGUCCCUUCAGUUCCCACUGACUGUGGAGGGCCAGUUGAACUAUGGGAGCCAAACAGUACAUUCAGCUCUGAAAACUUUCCAAACAAUUACCCUAAUCGAGCUUUUUGUGUGUGGUACUUAAAUGCUGAAAAGGGAAAAAACAUUCAACUUCAUUUUCAGGUUUUUGAUCUGGAAAAUAUUAAUGAUGUAGUUGAAGUCAGAGAUGGCAGAGGACCAAAUUCCUUACUUUUGGCUGUCUAUACAGGACAAGACCCAUUGCCAGAUGUCUUCUCUACAACAAACCAGAUGACAGUAAUCCUCCUUACUGACAAGUCUGUAACAAAGAAGGGAUUUCUUGCAAACUUUACUACUGGCUACCAUCUAGGAGCUUGUGCAAUUGAUGAGCACCAGUGUGGUAGUGGGGAGUGUAUAUCAUUGCAUAACCUUUGUGACAACCUGCCUCAGUGUGAAGAUGGCUCUGAUGAAGCAAAGUGUGUAAGAUUGCUUAAUGGUUCUCUAAGCACCAAUGGGCUGGUACAGGCAAGGAUUGGGAAGAUGUGGCACCUGGCAUGUGCAGAUGAUUGGAAUGAACAGAUUUCAGACAGUGUUUGCCAGCUGCUUGGAUUAGGGGAUGUAAAUAUGUCAUCAACUGUAUUAUUCACUGGAGAUGGCCCAUUUGUCCACAUCACCAAAGCAGCUAACCACAGCCUAACAUUUACUAAAAGAGAACACUGUUCGAACAACCUCGUGGCUCAUCUGCAGUGCAACGUUAAACCUUGUGGAAAACACCUGAUAACUCAGAACAAUGGAACAAGGAUUGUAGGUGGAAGUGAUGCCAGAAAAGGAGCUUGGCCAUGGAUAGUUUCACUCCAUUUUAAUUCCAGACCUGUUUGUGGAGCUUCCCUUGUCAGUGAUGAAUGGCUGGUGACAGCAGCACACUGUGUAUAUGG